AUGUGGGAAGGGCACAAAAGCCGGAACACCAGGAUUCAGGAAUCCCUGGGGACCUUCUCGGAUGCUGCAUUGCAAGCCCUUUAUAUUGAGCAUAAAAAUCAGCUGAUCAACUGCUGGCAAGUUCAUCAGAGUUUCUCCAGUAUGCGUGGACAGCGCUCCAAUACAGUGCUAGCUGCAGUUCCAAAGAAUGGGUUCCUAGAAGGAAAAUCUAGUAGUUCAACAUUGGUGGACAUAGCGAGGAUUCAUGAGGUGAGCUUACGAGGGCCACCUGCAGACUCAGGUGUGGAAGUGUGCCAGAGGCCACCGUUGCCCUGGAGAUCUGAGCCUCAAAGGCCUGGGCUCCCUGUUGAGUCCUGUGGGAGUCAACAUCGGGAGGCUGAAGAGUCUGCGCUGGCCUCCACCGCAAAGGCAAAGACCGGAGCUCCUCGGAGAAACAGAACUGGAGGAGGAGCGGGGAGGCCUGGAGGGCACCAACAUGAUCCUCAAGAUGAAAAUAAAAUUGGAAUAGAUGGGAUACAGCAAUUUUGUGAUGACCUGGCACUUGACCCAGCCAGCAUUAGUGUUUCGAUCAUUGAAUGGAAGUUCAGAGCAGCAACACAAUGUGAGUUCUCCAAGCUGGAGUUCAUGGAGGGCAUGACAGAAUUCGGAUGUCACAGCAUAGAAAAGCUAAAGGCUCAAAUACCCAAGAUGGAGCAAGAAUUGAAAGAACCAGGACGAUUUAAGAAUAUUUACCAGUUUACUUUUAAUUUUGCAAAGAAUCCAGGACAAAAAGAAUUAGAUCUAGAAAUGGCCAUUGCCUACAGGAACAUAGUACUUAAUGGAAGAUUUAAAUUCUUAGACUUAUGGAAUAAAUUUUUGUUGGAACAUCACAAACAAUCAAUACCAAAAGAUACUUGGAAUCUUCUUCUAGACUUCAACAUGAUCGCAGGUGACAUGUCUAAUUAUGAUGAAGAAGGAGCAUGGGAUGUUCUCACUGAUGACUUUGUGGAAUUUGCACACCCUCAAAUUGGUGGGACAAAAAGCACAACAGUGUAGCACUAAAGGAACCUUCUAGAAUGCACAUAU
Messenger RNA from Chinchilla lanigera (long-tailed chinchilla), 1065 nucleotides. RefSeq names its product DCN1-like protein 1. The record is from RefSeq and is a predicted model, not a curated record. Gene Ontology annotation, cellular component: ubiquitin ligase complex. Gene Ontology annotation, biological process: positive regulation of ubiquitin-protein transferase activity; protein neddylation. Gene Ontology annotation, molecular function: ubiquitin-like protein binding; cullin family protein binding; ubiquitin conjugating enzyme binding. Lineage: Eukaryota; Metazoa; Chordata; Mammalia; Rodentia; Chinchillidae.